CUGAAUCAUUAUCUUUUUAACUUUUACAUAUCACAAUGGCUUAUGCUUCUUGUAGGAGUGCUUUCUUCACCUUUCUUCUAAUUCUUACCUUUCUUUCAUUUUCCCACAUCAAAGUGUCUGAAGCACAAGCCAAACCUCCUCCUAUAGUUAAGAAGGGACUAUCAUGGACCUUCUACGAUUCAAAAUGUCCUAAGCUUGAAUCUAUCAUCAGAAAGAUCUUCAAUGAUGAUGUUGGUCAAGCUGCUGGCUUUCGUCGCCUUCACUUCCAUGCCUGCUUUGUCCAGGGUUGUGAUGGAUCAGUAUUAUUGGAUGGAUCAGCAAGUGAGCCAAGUGAGAAAGAUGCACCACCAAACUUGAGUCUUAGGAAAGAGGCCUUCAAGAUAAUCGAAAAACUUCGUAGUCCCAACAAAUUUGAUAAUAAAUACUACCUUGAUCUUAUGAACCAUCAGGGUCUCUUUACUUCAGACCAAGAUUUGUACACUGAUAAGAGGACUAAGGAUAUUGUUACUAACUUUGCUGUGAAUCAAUCUUUGUUCUUUGAGAAAUUUGUUGCUGCUAUGCUUAAAAUGGGGCAGCUUAAUGUUUUGACUGGAACUAAAGGAGAGAUUCGAGCUAAUUGCUCUGUUAGGAAUAAGGGUAGCAAAUCAUUUCUUACUUCUGCUGUGGAAGGAUUUUUAGAAAUGUGAUAACUACUAGGAAAUAUUUGUUUCUCUUUUCAAGAGGUUAGUUUUACCAGAAUGUAAUAAUGUUCCUUACUUGUACUAUAAGUAAUGGAAAAUCUAAGUGAGUGCUUUUUCAUUUUGCAUACUUGCAAGAAAGUUAAUUUGGAAAAAUAAAAGCUUGUAU
This is a messenger RNA of Medicago truncatula (barrel medic), 846 nucleotides long. Its product is annotated as peroxidase 12-like. Gene Ontology annotation, biological process: response to oxidative stress. Lineage: Eukaryota; Viridiplantae; Streptophyta; Magnoliopsida; Fabales; Fabaceae. Gene Ontology annotation, molecular function: heme binding; peroxidase activity. The record is from RefSeq and is a predicted model, not a curated record.